AUGUAUUCCAUUUCAACCUAUGGAGAACAGCGAGCUAACGUUGCACGAACACGUGGGCUGUUACGAAAAACAGCAUUUUUGCAGUCUGCAUUUCUGCAGUCAGUGCUUCUACAUGAACAGCAGGGGGCAAUAGCACACCAAGAAUUGGUGAAAGGUUUUGAUGUCAACAACAAACUCUCAGAUUGCUCAGCGAACAGCACCGAACAUGCCCUUCAGCCCGGCUUCCCUCGGGGUUGGGGAGCCCGGGGCAAGGGGGGGUCGCGCUGCCCGCCCGGUGGGGAGCCCCCCGCGGAGCCUGCGCGCUGGCGGGAGGGUGUGGCAGUCGCUGCGCAUGCGCGGGCCCGCUGCACACUCACUGUUGUCCUGAAGUUACAACCUGCCCGCCUCCCGGUGCAGCUGCCCGCGGCCGGGAAGCGCAAAGAACACUCUCCCCGGAUUGGGGAACGGGGCUCGUUUGGCUUCUGCAGUAGUGACAACGAUACUUUCUCGGUUGAAGUCCAGAACCCGCCUCCGUUGCAUACCGCUGACCACCGAAUAGCUUGUUUUGGAGCCCUCUGCCGAGAGAGCCCGCGCUGGGUGGGCUCGCGGUGCACGGUCAUCGCCUCCAGCUGGAUUCGCCGGAGGCGGUCAGGCUUCAGGAUGGACGAUGGACUUUCAAAAUGGAAAAAGAUGGAAAAUCAACAAAAUUACCUUAACUGUGCUACCAGCUGAAUGAGUAUUUCUUUGUAGUAUGUUCAGACUUAAGAAGAAUUAUAUUCUUACAUUAUGUAAUCUACCAAAAACCACUUAGCUACUGUUUUAAUCUAGGUUAUUUUCGAAGGCAGAGCCUGAGACAAAGCUAUACACAUUUUUGGGGGGAAGAUGAUCCCAAGGCACAGGAAUGAGAGAAGAGUGAACAGGGAAAGAAGGAAAGAAAAUCCAAGCAAAAUAAGGUAGCGUUACCCAAUGGCCUAACACUGUUAAUGGUUACUUAGUGCAGAAGCGUCUGAAGAUUCUCAUUAAACUUUGUCUAGAGAUGAAAAGGAGAAGCAUUUAUCUCUCAGUGGCCUGUAGAUUGCAAAGACAUCAGCGCAUCUCUGGUACCAGAGGAUUGUGUGUCACAGAGAGAGAAGCCCUGAGACAGGGAGUUAGGUUCUUAGCCCUUGCCUGAAAUAAGGCACUGUUAUCACCGAGCAGGGUGAAACCUGCCCCGGGCUGUUCACCAGAGCUGGAGGUUGAGGAGAUGGGAGAGAAUGUAUAAGAAAUGCCUUAUAAGCCUCUGGAUAUGUUGUUAGCCUUAUGUAAGUCUGUUUACUCCCUUCUUGUCGAAUCAAAAUUUCUGUGGCCAGAAGAGGUUACACAAGGAUUAAGUAAAAAAGUUAAAUCUAUUAGAAUAUAUACCUUAUAGUUUUAUAUAGAUAUAUAAAAAAUUUUUAUAGUUUUAUAUAGAAUAUAUACCUAACAGUUUUAACCAUGAGUGGUGUUUAUAAGAAAUAGAAAGUAACAUGAGAACUUGGAAAAUUAAAAAAUAAUUUUACAUGAAAAAUGGGGCCAUUGGAUAGAGAUACCAGGUAUCUUCUAAACUCAACCUCAGAAACAAUCAUGAAUUGUUUGUAGAAAAAUGGAGAAAUAAAAUUAACUAUUUUCUUGUGUUUCUGUGCGCUUUAUAAAUCAAAUGUCAUUACCUUUUCCUAACUUAGUGUUUCUACUGUCACCCAAUGCUAGGAUACAGAGUUUACAACCAUGGAAGGGAAAAUUGGUAGAAACACAGAAGAAUAUUUCAGAUAAUUUCAGAGCUGGCGUUAAUAUUGGUUGAAUUACGGGAAAAUUGCAGGCUUUGACCUGGAGUUCCUCUAUGAGGUUUCCUUAUAUCAGAAACCGUUUUCUCUCUGCCUACACCCCUGUGAUGUCAUAAUCACUCUCUUUUAUGGAAUUGCCACUAAUAAGAUAAAACCUUUGAGUUGUUCAGUUGAAUGUGUGCUGGGCUCCUGCUAUUUGCUAUAUUGGCACUCUGUGCAUAAGACAUACUAUAAAA
Messenger RNA from Talpa occidentalis (Iberian mole), 2014 nucleotides. RefSeq lists its product as uncharacterized. The transcript has 4 exons. The record is from RefSeq and is a predicted model, not a curated record. Bases 1 to 711 code for a protein of 236 amino acids. Lineage: Eukaryota; Metazoa; Chordata; Mammalia; Eulipotyphla; Talpidae.